Molecule: messenger RNA, 5228 nt
Organism: Puntigrus tetrazona (Sumatra barb)
Lineage: Eukaryota; Metazoa; Chordata; Actinopteri; Cypriniformes; Cyprinidae
Gene: rbm14a
Product: RNA binding motif protein 14a
Exons: 4
Coding region: 113-1603 (496 amino acids)
Cellular component (GO): cytosol
Molecular function (GO): zinc ion binding; mRNA binding
Source: RefSeq, a predicted model, not a curated record
GGAUCCUUCCAUUUAGUAUUUGUACUCGCACGGACUAGACCAGAAGAACACCGCCAAACAGUCGGGAAACGGAUAUGAAGUCUCUUCACCGCGUUAGGUAUUCUGGGGUGCAAUGGACGACAGCAACGCAGUGAAGCUCUUUGUUGGGAAUCUGGAUUUGGAAACCACACAAGAUGACCUAAUAGCACUUUUUGCCCCUUAUGGAGAAGUGGUGCACAUAACUGUAUUGAGGCAGUUUGCCUUUGUCCAUCUGCAGGGAGAAGGGGCUGCUGACCGUGCCAUCCGUGAUCUGAAUGGUCGAGAGUACCGUGGCCGGAGCCUUGUAGUUGAGGAAUCCAAAGGGAGGCCUCUCAAUUCCACCAAAGUAUUUGUGGGGAACCUGUGCGCUUCCUGUUCAGUUGAAGACCUGUAUGAUCUCUUCUCGGCUUACGGCAAAGUUCUCGAUUGUGAUAAAGUAAAGACAAAGCCCUCCUCGUUAACAGGCUACGCCUUUGUGCACAUGGAGCGCAAAGAGGAUGCAGAACAAGCCAUUGAGGGUCUUCACGGGACCUCAUAUAUGGGACGUCCACUGGCAGUGGAGCUCUCGAAGGUUCAGCCGACCACAAACAAGGUCCCGUGUGCCAGCUGCGGUGCGCACGGCCACUUUGCAGGAGAGUGCCCGAUCAACAGGCCUUCAAUGGAGCACCACCAGAGUCAGGCUGCUGUCUUGGCUGCUGCUGCCGCCGCCGCCGCUGGUCUUCCCCUUCAGGUGCAGCAGAGUGUCCACAACUCUUUCUACAACACUGCGAGCACUGACCCAACAUUUGCGGCUCUGAAAGACUUGACCACUUCCAGGGUUGAUGGCAAACCCGUAAGCGCCGCGGUCUAUGGUGCCCUGGCGAGCCAAGUCUACAGUUCUGUCGCAGACCAGGUGAUGAACACAAUGACGAGCCCAGCUGCGGACGGCUACCCCGCCGAAGUAGAAGCACCUCCGGGCGCUGCCGCAGUUAACCCUGCCGCCGUUAACCCUGCGUAUGCAGCAAAUUCCUCUAUGUACGGUGCCAGUCCAGCUUAUGGGACCAUGGGAGGCACGGAAGCUAACCCACAAGCCAUCUUUGAAGCCGCUCGGGCCCGAUUCUUUGAGCAGGGACAACAAGUUCUGGCCGAACAGCAGGCAGUGACCAAAUCUGACCGAGACCGAAGUCCGAUACGACGUUCAGCCCCAUUACUGCCUGAUCCAGUUCCCCAGCCGUUCUCCCAGACGCGUCCAAAACGACGGGCACUGCUCCCAACACCUCCUGGUGGUCCAGAACUACCCGCAGUUAAAAAUGGUGACCCAAUUGCCAGGUGUUAUGCCGAGUACUACCAGCAGUACCAGCAGUAUCAACAGUACCAACAAUACCAGCAAUACCAGCAAUAUCAGCAGUACCAGUACAGCUAUCCACCGCCACCACCCCCUCCGAUGCCCAUGAUGCCUCCAGGCCCUAUGGAUGUGCAACAGAUGGCUGCCCCUGGCACAACUGCUUCACCAAGAGUGUAUGAGCCAACUUCAACACACAAGGAGCCCCUCCUACGCCGUCCUGAUUACCCUCAGCAACACACAUCUGAGUCCCCAUAUCGAUAGCCCCCACCACCUCAUGAGCGUGUGCAAGGGUGCUUGGUUGUGAAAAUGUGAGCGUGUGUCAGUUUCGGUCCUACAUGAUAAAAGAACUGGAGGAAAGGAAUGAAUUGAAUGAUUAAUGCUACAUCAAACCCAGUUACUGUAGUUUCGCAGUUAUCUUUCCCCCCCUCAUAAUGUUAGAUGUCAUUAUGUACAGAAUGUAGACGUUUACAAGGCCAUGAAAGUUUUGAUUCUGAGCUACUUGGUUUGUUUUUUUUUUGUUUUUGUUUUUUUUUCCUGAAGUGCUCAGAAUUACAUCAGCUGUCACUUUUAUAGAUAAAAUACUGUUUGACUUUGUCGGGUCAGACGUUCUGAAGUCAAAUGACUGUGCCUUGUGAAAAUAAACCUUUUUUUGUGUACAGACUUUUGUAAAACCAAGUACUUCAGAUCAGGUACAGUUUUGUUAAAUUCAAGGAAAGAACAAGCCUCGGUCAAAUAUAUUAAUCCAAAUUGUUGUCAGUGUAUUAUAUUUGGAUUGGACUGAUGUUAAAUUUCACAGCGAUUAGGAAUACAGUGUAGUUUAGCUAGAAUGUAAAGAGGACCUGUGUGAAGUGUGUGUGUGUGUGUGUCUGUGAGAGAGAGAGAGUGUGAGAACACAAUGUUAACUGAUUCAUUAGCUUACACAUGAGCACCACAGUCACAUACACAUCAGGCCUUUUUCGUAUAUUCCUAUUUGAGUGAGGGAGGGUGGGCAUUUGGGCAUAUUAAGGUGAAUCAGUACCAAACAAAUCCACGAAUCCUGUACUUAAAUGCUCUAACCACUGCCUCACUAGAGCAGAUGGUUAAACAUGCCCAGUUUGACAACUUUAAAGCUGAUAUUAAAAGCCGUUGGAAAAGAGAGGGCAAGAAUAGAUUCAUUACAAAAGGGACACGCUUUUUUUUUUCUUUUCUUUUUUCGUCACUCGAGAGGCAUAUUCUUUUUAAACGUUUUCCAUUCGGAUACCUCUAUUGACUCUGAAUGAGUUCAAGAUGACGUUGUUGCUAAAUAGCAAGCAGAACUGGUUCUAUAGCCUGCCAGUAGCGAUUAUGCAUGUUUCGCAGGAUUUUAAGUGCAAACGACUGCCAUCUCUGGCUUUGCAUCCCUCUCUUACAUGGACCGAAUACUUGGGAGUAUUACGGGAAAUCCCGCAAAUGACCUUAAAAAAAAAAGAAUGAAGAUUUUACGUUCUUUUUGUUUCUUCUGAAAAUAGCCCCAUGCAAUUACUAUUAUGUUUCUCUGACCAUUUAUUUUGUUCACAUUUACAUUUAUCAUAGUCUCUUUAUCCUUAGAGUCAUGUGAAUUGGUUGAUUUCAGGGGCUUUGGGGUGGAAACACUUAGAUGUUUAGGGACGGGGAGUGUGAAACCUGUUCAGGCCUGACGUAUAGCUAGUUGAGGCAAUUGGUUCUAAGAGUGGGGGGAAAAAACAGUCAAGUGCUUCAUACAAUUGUAUUUUUUUUUUUUCUUUUUCUUCUUAAGGAAAAAAUGUGUUGUCCCAGUUCAUGAGCAUUUUAGGCAAUUCAAUUAAACAUUCAUGUUAUGACAUUAUAAACUGAAAGUGUGUGAAUAAUUCAUCCAGGAUAAAGUCCAUUAGCACUAGAUUUUUCAAUCUUUAAUGAAGGGAAUCUACCCAAAAUUACAUAGCAUCUGCAAUAGGUCUUUGAAGCCACGUAGAUGUUGUGACAGUUGUGUAGCUUCCCUUCAGAUAGCCUUCAGUGCAUAAUGAUUGAAAUUUGGAAGAUAUGGUCAAGAGAAUGGUGUGUUUAAUCAUGUUAUGUAUGUCCUCUUUUCCUAGAAUGCCCCUCAGGCAGUCUUCAGUCUUUCAUUCCAAAGAAACAUGGUGGGGUACACACACAAAUCUCACAUGUAACCCAUAAUUUCACCACUCUGUAUUCGACUUGAUCUCUUUAUUUAAACCUCACAGGCAAACAUCCACUGUAGUAUUAAUGUUCUCAAUUUGAUGUGUGAUAGAAUGCAGAUGAAAAGGUGGCGGCGGUGUAGCUUUUUGCAGCACACCAGAGCUCCACACGAAUAACUCUACACAGUAAAUGAUUUGAUCUGUUUUGUAUUAUUAUAAAUAGUGCAUGUUUCUUGUUAUUAUUACUGCUGUUCCAGCCACAUUUUCCCUUUUCGCUAACUACAGCUAUAAAGGCUCCCGGGCCUCAGGACGCCAAGUUGAGCAUGACGGGGGAAGAGAAUUAGCGCCCCACAAUGCCUCGGACGUGCUCCCCACUAAGGUAAAGCCAUUUGCCCCCAACCACGCCUGCACCUCGAUUAUACACUUCCCCAUGAUUCUAGCACAGCUGCUUAGAGAAGCUCAGAUCAGGCCCACAUACUGACAACACAGUCAACAUAAUGGGGAUGGCACUUGUUUUCUGAUAUGUGGUUGGAUCAGUGCCUGUUGAGUGGGAAUUAAUUUUUGUUUUAAUGGCCUGGAGCAGUAGAAUCACCUCUUUCUGCUUCCCAAAAUGCUCAUGGUUAUAUCUACUGCAUUACUCAUUUAUAUAUUGACUCUUUUGGCUCCAUAUUCUCACGAUAAAAGGUUUUAGUGCCUUUUCGCAGUAUGCUUUCAAGAUGAGCUGGAAAUAUUUUUUUUUUUUUUUUUUAAACAAUUUGAGGGAAGAAUGGCUGACAUUUGCCUUGGCUUGUUCUCUGGCAUUUAGUCUUUUUGAAGCACUUCCAGUUGGCGAGAUGAGGCGCUUCAUCUAUGCUUUGAGUACUUAAGAAGGGUGCAGAGAUGACCAAAAGUAGGGCAAUGGUCUUGUAGGUGAGUAACCAACGCGUCCAGCUCACAUCCACCUCAACUUUGUCUACUGCCACAGUUUCAGCGUCACAAGAUCAUAGAUUCCACUGCAAACACUGAUUUCAGGUUUUACUUCAAGAAAUCGGUUCAUAUGUUUUCCUGCCAAAUUUAGACUUGAGUAUUUUAGGGAUUUCUUUUCCCCUUCAUUCUCUCAGGGUAAGAAUUGAGCAUGAUUUUUAUUUUUAUUUUUGCCCACAAACAGGAAGUAACAAAUCUUUUUCAGUUUAACCUAGGGACAGUCUGCUAUGAAUUUGUCAGAAAAUAAAUCGGUGAGUGUUUGUUAAAGGUAAGCCUAUGUAGUCACACAAACGUUACUUAAACCAUGUUCCUGCCUACAAUUUAUAUUUUUCAAAUCAGUUUAUUCAUUCCUCCUAAUCUUCAAGGUUUUGACCUAAAAUCUCAUUCAAUUUUUCGAACCGAACGCUCUACAUUUAUGCGCAUUGUUUUACUGACUUCCUCACAAUUUUCCAACGACCUAGAGUUUCAUCUCAAAUUUAGAGGUGCUUUUUGAAAAGUUGGGCAGUGGAGCAUUACUUGUAAAUAAACUAUGAUUGUAGGUUAUCCAGAACUGAAAUACUCAGUGAUUCAGGGAUGUUUGAGUAUCGUUGAUCUUUUUUUUUUCUAGGUCUGAAUGGGCAACUUUCAUUGUGGUUUAUGUAAAUGUCAAAGUCAGAGGGAUCGUAUUCCUAAAGUUUUUAUUAUUAUUAUUAUUAUUAUUAUUAUUAUUAUUAUUAUUAUUUGCAAAGUGGCUUUAGUGCCAUAUUUGUAUUUUCUUUUUGUGAAGUUCAAUAAACAAUGCUUAAAUCAUA